UUUAACUGUUGCAAAAUAAGCAUACUAAUUUCCAAUUGGCUAUUUUCAAAUCAUAUGAGGCACGCUGUGCUGGUGCAUACAAUUGUGACCAUCAUAUGAGGGAAGAGGAAGCAGCAUAAAUAAAUUUUAUCCGUUUGACGAAAUGUUUCCACAGAGUUCGCAAAAGAAAUUCUGGACUUUUUCAAACGAACAGCAGCUUAAUUCUUUGAGAUUGCAACAAAAUGUCACAUAUAUCAAUACACACGGUUCUGAUAUGAAUCAGGAGCAACGUGAUGAUUUCUUCCUGUCGUCCAUUGAAGAACGUAUAUUGCUGAAACAGUAUGAGUUAUAUUUAAAUGACUUCUGUCGACGUUUUGAGCCACCAAUGCCAAAAUGUGUUGUAGGCACGGCUUUCCAUUACUUUAAACGUUUCUAUUUGAACAACACCCCUAUGGAUUAUCAUCCAAAGGAGAUACUUGCCACGUGUGUUUAUUUAGCGUGCAAAGUUGAAGAAUUCAAUGUCUCAAUCGGCCAGUUUGUGAGCAAUAUAAAGGGUGAUCGCAAUAAGGCAAUGGACAUUAUACUCUCAAAUGAAUUACUUAUGAUGCAGCAACUAAAUUACUACCUCACAGUGCACAAUCCAUAUCGGCCAAUUGAGGGAUUUCUCAUUGAUAUCAAGACUCGCAGUGGUAUGUCAAAUCCUGAGCGUCUUAGGCCACACAUAGAUGAGUUUAUAGAAAAGACUUUCUUCACCGAUGCCUGUCUGCUAUAUGCGCCAUCUCAGAUUGCAUUAGCAGCUGUGCUGCAUGCGGCUAGUAAAGAGCAGGAAAACUUAGAUAGCUACGUAACCGAAAACCUAUUUUUGGCUGCACGUGAUAAAUUGCCGGUUCUAAUAGAGGCCGUGCGCAAAAUACGCUACAUGGUGAAAACAUACGAACUUCCGGCGAAAGAAAAAGUAAAACUGAUUGAAAAGAAGUUGGAAAAAUGUCGCAAUCAAGAAAACAACCCCGACAGCCAGGUCUACAAAGAGCGCAUGCGCAAAAUGCUUUGCGACGACGACAUGGAAUUAGCGCAAGAUUCGUCAUAUCAUAUCGCCGACUCCAGUGCUGACAUGUCUAUGCUUAAUAUGAGUCAAGAAUCUGCAAAUUAGUUGUUAAUCUUAGUAUUAAGCCGUGUAUGUAAAUUGCUAUUAUUUGUUACUGAAUAAAUAAAGGAAACGGAAAAAAAUUAAAGUAAAAAGAACAGCUUUAGGAAUUUCCAAUACUUACUGCCAGGCAUUUAAACACUGUUCCGAAUAAGUGUAAUUAAAGCAGCUUCUUUCAAUAUUUCAUUACAACUUCUUUAUUGUAUUUGAUACUACUUUUUUUUGUUUUGGACACAAAACACUUAUCGGAUAUAUUUGUAUGUAGUACAAUCAAGUGUAUUGAAUAUUUAUGAGAUUAAUUUCAUUACUCCUCAACAAACAAUACGGUUUUAAAUAUCUUUUUUGUUAUUGUAGUUAUUUUACAUUUUUAGCUUUAUUUAAGGGUGCAUUUCAUUUUUAAGUUUUGUAUGCAUAUUGUAUUGUAUUUAAGAUAUUUUCAUAUAGAUAAAUGUUUGCUCGUGAGGAUUUUAUUAUUUAAAAUAGUGUUGCGUUGAGGCUUAGCUAAUAAGGUAUAGUAUGUAUAUUUAUAAUAAUUUUCAUGGUACUUUGUGGUUUAUGUACGUCAACAAUAUGCAGUACAUGGAUUUUUAUAAUUGAAUUUUGUUUUUUUCUCACAUUAUAAAAUUAAGCUGAUUUAUAUUAAUAUUUAUUUGUCUUUUUCAAUAUGCAAACACUUCUGAUAAUUUCUUUAAAACUAUUACUAUUAUUAUUAAUUAAAUAACAAAUUCUCAUAACGUCUACAUUUAAUAUUAAAUUAACUUAUGUAUAAUUUUCUCAAUAAGUAGAACUUACAAAUUAUUUAAUCAUUGAUAAUUAAAUAAUUUUUUUUUUUUCAUGGCUAGAAAUCUGUUGGAAGUUUUAGAAAAUAUUAAGCACGCAUGAAAGCUUUAUUUUGAAAUUUGAAAACUUUCAAUAAUUGUACGAAAAUACAAAUGUCUUAUGUAUUGGCUCUAAUUUUUCUAGCUUACGCUUUUAAUUUAUUUUAAGUUUAUUUAAAAAAAAAAAACGCGUAUUGAAGAUUUGUAUAGCUUUCAAUUACUUAAACGUUGUAUUGCGCUUCGUGGAAAGUGUAUUAUUUAUUAAUUUUUUUUUAAAUUAUUUGCUUCGCUAUUGAGCUAAAAAAUGCACAUAACCUUAAAAUGUCAAAAAAAGCAUUAAAACUUUGUAAUUUAACGAAUUUUAUACACAUUAAAAGCGAAUCGGAAA
This is a messenger RNA of Ceratitis capitata (Mediterranean fruit fly), 2329 nucleotides long. It is a transcript of the gene CycH, whose product is annotated as cyclin-H. Lineage: Eukaryota; Metazoa; Arthropoda; Insecta; Diptera; Tephritidae. Gene Ontology annotation, cellular component: nucleus; transcription factor TFIIK complex. The transcript has 7 exons. Gene Ontology annotation, molecular function: cyclin-dependent protein serine/threonine kinase regulator activity. Gene Ontology annotation, biological process: regulation of transcription by RNA polymerase II; DNA-templated transcription; regulation of cyclin-dependent protein serine/threonine kinase activity. The coding region runs from base 143 to 1129 and encodes 328 amino acids. The record is from RefSeq and is a predicted model, not a curated record.